GGGAGCCGCUGAGCUGAUGGUUGCAGCCGUCUGCAGAGAGAUAACUUCCCUCCUCCCCUCUAAUUAGGAGGCAGCCUGGCGGCUUCUGUGAGGCUCAUGCAGCCGGGGAGAGUGCCUGAGGACGGGGAGGCAGGGAGAGCGCACAGAGCCUGGAGUCCCAGUGCAGGGGCAGCGCAGCGGUGGCGCAUCUGUGCGCCUUGGCGAAGUGCAGAAGAGAGAUACUCAGCUUUAAAGUAAACAGGAGGAUUGGACUGUCCCAGGGACCAUCUGCAAUAUGCUGGGGACGUGAGCCCUGAUGCCUAGUGCAGAAAUGAUGUCCAGGUUGGGAGGAUGACGAGAUCCUAGCACGCAGCGGUUACACUGACAGGGGCCUGCAUUUCAGACAGAUUUGCUUAGCAGAGAGCACAUGUGGAGAGAGGAGAUGGCCAUCGCCAGAGAUCUGAUCCAGGUUGAUCCCGCCCACAGUGUGAAAAUGGUCCAUUGGCAAUUUCUUUGGUGAGCGGCUGAUUUGUGGCCACCGUAGCCAUGACUUCUAGCGGCGAUGAAGAGCUGGACAUUUCUGAUUGGCUACUUGGCAUCCACCUUGAAAGGUACCAGGACAGCUUUAAGCAGCACGGCUACCACAGAGUAAGAGACAUACUCUCAGUGGACAAUGAAGUCCUACAACAAAUUGGUGUUGGUGCCACUGGCCACAGAAAGAGAAUCAUGAGUCGGUUGCGACACAUCUCCGAUGAAACGAGAUCGCUCUCCGCUUUGGGUAGCAUGGAGAAAGUAGACUCUCUGGAAUAUUAUAACCGAGAUGAACAGGGCAGUGGACCGGGUCAUAAAAAUAACACAGAUGGAAAAUUAGGCGCUUCAGAACCCAUCGCCAAGCCGGUGCCAAAACCUAGAACAGUGUUUAAUAAAAUGACUGCAACAGCAAAUAAAGAGUUUGCACCAGCAGUGACGUCCACCACCAUAUCACCUGUUUGUUUAGACAACCAUUUGAUUGCCUCUAAAAAGUCUUGUAUGCAGGAAACUGCUGUUCCAAGAGGAAGCAGCUUCGAUUCAGACAACUGUAAUUCGUGUACGGGGCCGAAGCCAGGAGGGGUGGAGCUGGAGGCCGGGACUCCUAAGUAUACAUCCGCUGGGGCUGGGAAACCAUUUCAUCCCACUUCUUCUCUGCCUGUGCGUCAGAACAAAGAAUCUGCACAGCUUGGCUCGUCUUACCAGCAACAUAUGCUUCAGAUGGAAGCGGAUACCAAACAGAGCUCUGCAUUAUCGAUUUCACCUUCCUUUGCUGGAAUCAAAGAGGAAGUCACCUCCUUUUCAACCAGUCCGACUUCUCCACAGGAAACGCUAACAAUGAUAUCCAAUGAGAUCUAUUCCGGGUUUGGUCCCAGGAAUGGGUCUUUCGGCUGUGCCACAGACAUUGAAACCCCACAAGUACAUUUAAUCCCUCUUGACAUGAUUAGGCAAGAAACUGCAUCAACACCAGAAAGAAUAAACUGCUCAUCAUCUCCAGAGGUAGACUUACCUGUCGUUCCAGAAAGACCCACCUCUAGUUUAGUAACAGCUGAAGCAAUCAACCCAUACUGUGAAACUGUCUUCAACCGGAACCCUCCAACACAAGAAUCAAAGGAUGCCAAGAACACCAAAAUUAGAACCUGUGCCACAAUGCCCAUGUUUACUCCUGGCGAAGAUCGAAGUCAUCCCAGGAAUAUCGGUGAUGCGGCCAAGGAGAGGAAGGUUGAUGGCGAAGAAGGGAAAACACAGCGAAUCACACAGAUUAUAAACAAUGAGCAGGAGGGUUACUCCACUGUUGAUUUGCCUGCUAAUAACAAGAGGUUUAGCCUCCCCUCACACUUGUACAAAGAUGAAAUACUAGAGGACUUGACCAUCUCACCGUAUGCCAGUUUCACAUCCAUACAUGACAAAUCAAGGCCAGUGCAUAGUGGGUGGCUGGACAAGCUAUCUCCACAAGGGAACUAUGUUUUUCAGAGAAGAUAUGUAAGAUUUGAUGGCAAGAAUCUAAUGUAUUUCAGCAGUGACAAGGACAUCUAUUCCAAAGGUGUGAUCCCCCUGACCUCCAUUGAGAUGGCCCGCUCCACCAAGGAAAACAAGUUUGAAGUAGUCACAAAACACAGGAUUUUCGUCUUCCGAGCUGAAAGUGACGUGCAAAGGUGCGAAUGGUGCUCAACGAUACAGAACAGAGUGAAAGAGCAGCGUAUGUUUAACCCACGUGCACGCUCAAGUUGUGUCUUCACCGGCCAGAGGUCGGGCUACCUAGAGCUAAAAGGCUUCAAGUCAAAAAUCUUUGCAGUCCUCACCACAGACGAAUUGUGGGUUCAUAAGAAUGAACAGUAUUUCAGAAUGGGCAUCGGAAUGUUUGUGAUUGAAAUGCACGGCUCAACCAUCCGAGAUGCACGCAACAAGACGUUUGAGUUAAUCACGCCGCAUAAAACCUUCAGUUUCACUGCAGAAUCAGAGCGGGAGAAGAAGGAUUGGAUGGAAGCCCUGCUGGAAUGUAUAUCCGAGUCACUCUCAGACUAUGAAGUGGCUGAGAAGAUCUGGUCAAACAAAGCAAACAAGUCCUGCGCUGACUGUAAAGCCUUCAACCCUGACUGGGCCUCCAUUAACCUGUGUGUCAUCAUAUGCAAGCAGUGUGCAGGUCAGCACAGAAGCCUGGGAACAAACGUUUCCAAAGUGCAGAGUCUGAAGCUAGACACCAGCAUCUGGAGCAAUGAGAUUGUGCAGCUGUUUAUCAUCCUGGGCAAUGAUCGAGCAAACCGGUUCUGGGCUGCACGUGUGCCACCAUCAGAUGUACUCCAUCCUGAGGAUGGGAUAGAGCAAAGACGCGACUUCAUAGCACACAAGUACCGAGAUGGAAAGUACAGGGGAACACACCCGCAAUACAGCACACAGGAGGACAUUCUCAAGGUGCUCUGUGGUGCAGUUGCAGGACCAAACUUGCUGAAGACUGUAAUGCAGUUUUUCUCAGAUGCCGAAUCCAUUGGCGAUCCAUGUGACAGUCCUACACUCUCCAUACAGGCAGCUGACAGCUGGAGAGCGAGCACCUACAGCAUAAAUACAGAAGGCCUUCCCCCUGACGACUCGCACCAGUCUAGAGUGUACGAUGAGAUCAUGCAGCCCGUGGUGCAUUCUGGGUAUUUGAACAAGGCUACCGGCGUGAGCAAGACUUUCACAGCUAAGAAGAUGAAAGAUGAAUUCCACAAACACUGGUGUGUCCUGGAAAAGUCCCUCAUCUUCUACGAGAAUGACAAAAGCACAGAUCAAAUGGGAAAGAUCGAGCCGUCAGAAGUCGUUUGUAUGGGAAUAAAUAAGGUGGACAUCUUAAACAGCCCGGUCCCGGUGGAAAGGUUUCGCUUCACUUUUGAGAUUUUCCUAGCUUCGGACAAAGUGCACCAGUUUGGAACCGAUGCUCCUGAAACGCUCCAGACCUGGACCAGCGCGAUAGGGAAGUGGUUCACCCCGAUCAGUUGUCACUGCCUCUUGGGGUACGAAUUCCAGCGCGUGGGGAGGCUGCGCUACAAAGCCAUGCUGAAUCCGGAUCAGUGGAUGGAAGGCUUCUUCCUGCUACAGAAAUGUCACCUCUUCAUCUGCCCCGAGGAGCCAGGCGCAGCAGAGGACACAGUCAAUCUACGUAGUCUCCAAGAGCUCACUGUAUCGCCAAGUACAGAAAAUUCAGAAAAAAAAGAUAUAUUAAUACUCGUUGAGAAAGGACGGACACUGUACCUGCAAGGCUUUACACGUGCUGAUUUUUUGGCAUGGAGCACGGACAUUAAGGCAGCGGCCUGCAGCGGGGAAAACAUGUUACGAGACCAGCAGCUUAGUAGAAAUGACAUCCCUAUCAUCGUGGACAGUUGCAUUGCUUUCCUUACCCAAUACGGCCUUUGUCAUGAGGGAAUAUAUCGUAAAAAUGGCGCCAAGUCACGGAUAAAGCUGCUGAUGGACGAGUUCCGCAGGGAUGCACGGAACGUCAAACUCCGCAUCAAUGACAACUUCAUCGAAGAUGUGACGGAUGUGUUAAAGAGGUUUUUCCGGGAACUCGAUGAUCCAAUUUUCACCACAGAACUUCACCCACAGUGGAAAGAAGCUGCAGAACAUCCUGAAAGGUCAAAGAGAUUGGAGAAAUAUAUGGAACUGAUUAACCAUCUUCCGAAGGUCAACCGGGCUACACUGGCUGCACUGAUUGGUCAUCUCUACCGGGUCCAGAAAUGUGCAGCUCUAAACCAGAUGUGCACCAAGAAUCUGUCCCUUUUAUUCGCUCCCAGUCUAUUUCAGACGGAGGGGAAAGGGGAACAUGAGGUGAAGAUAAUGGAGGAUCUGAUAGACAACUAUGCCAGCGUUUUCUGUAUUGACGAAGAGCAUGUUACGCAGAUGGACUUGGAGAACAGCCUAAUAACCACCUGGAAAGAUGUCCAGUUAUCCCAAGCCGGAGAUCUGAUUAUUGAGGUUUACUUGGAAAAGAAGGAGCAAGACUGCUGUGUUACCUUAAAGGUCUCCCCAGUGAUGACAGCAGAAGAACUGACCAAUCAGGUUCUGGAUAUGCGGAAUAUAGUGGCCAGUAUGGACAUCUGGUUGACCUUUGAAGUCUUUGAGAAUGGUGAACUGGAGAGACCUUUACAUCCCAAGGAGAAGGUCCUAGAGCAAGCCCUGCAGUGGUGCAAGCUGGCGGAGCCCAGUUCUGCUUUCCUUCUUGUAAAGAAGAUCUCCUUUGGUGAAGGAAGCUGCCUCUUCACAGGUACUAAGAGAGAAACGCCAAAGUGUGGACUGCUGAAGUGCAGAGAGGAGACGGGAAAGCUGCUGGGCAAUAAGUUCCAGGAUAGAUAUUUUGUUAUACGGGACCACAAGCUUCUGCUUCUAAAGGAAAAAAAGAGCUCCAAGCCAGAAAGAGAGUGGCCUCUUGAAACUGCUAAAGUUUACAUGGGGAUUCGGAAGAAGAUAAAGCCUCCAACCCUGUGGGGCUUCACUAUUUACUUGGAUAAACAGCAGCUGUACCUAUGCUGCACAGCGCAGACAGAGAUGUGGGACUGGAUUACAAGUAUCCUCAAGGCCCAGCAUGAUGAUCUCCGCCCGGUGAUUUUAAGGCGUCACUCCUCCUCUGAUGUGACCAAGCAAAAAUUUGGUACCAUGCCUUUAGUGCCAAUUCGUGGGGAUGACACCAAUUCCAUCAUGGUCUCUGCGAAUCAGACACUGCGUCGUCUCCACACACGAAGGACUCUGUCAAUGUUCUUUCCAAUGAAGAUGCACCAGGACUCCCUGGAGGAGCUCCAGGAAAAGCAGGAUGAUGAGCAUGAGCCUGUGUAUGAGGAGGUGGGGAAUUUUCAGAGGGUUCCACCUCCAGAGCCCGACUGUAUGCUGGCAACAGAACGACUUCAGCUGCCUCCUCCCUUGGACCGGACGAAAAAGCCAGUACUAAGCCAGAAACAAAUAAAGCCCCCAGAUUCUGAACCAACGAUGCCCCGGUCGCCAGAGAGACCAGAAAUGGAGAACUAUAAUAAGACUCAUUCUCUAGACAGAAAUCUUAGUGUCCCAAGUGACAUCAUUAGAACAACAAUGCCUGAUAGAGUAUCUGGAGCUAGCAUCAUAAAAUCCGCUUCUCUUGAAAAACAGAUGGAGCCAAACUGGACUCAGAGCAGUCAUGUGAGGAGCCAGGGGGGGAAAAGCACGCUGGACUUGAGCGCAUUGCCAUUGUUCUUUGAGCCGACAGCCCCCACAGAUCCCAAGAUUCCUGCAUGGAAGAAGACAUCUCCGCUUUCUAGUAAUAUGCAAGACAAACUUCUUCAGGAACUCAACACCAUGCUCAGUAAGAAAAAUGACCCUGGCUCAGGACCAGGACAGCAAGUGACGUGACUGAGUAACGUCACAUCCCUAUGAAUAUCUAGGACAACCGCGGACUGUAACAGCGCCCCGGUGUAUUUCUGUACAGUGCGGACUGAGAAAUGGCAAUGGCAGUCUGAGCUCUCCUGGUUACAGGGGACUGACCUUUAGCUUUGACUUGUGUUAUAUGUAAUCUAAAUAUAUUAUUUGUAUAAACAGUAAUUCAUGGUCAUCUAUGUCCUCUGAUCAGAAACAGGAUGCAGCGGAAAGUUAUACAACACACAUUCAUGUAUAGAGUCCUUGUUGUGCCCAAACUAUUUAAUUCCCAGAACUACUAAGUUAUAUUCUGUAUUCAGAAAAGGCUGCCAGGUGUAGUGUCAUGCCCCCGGCUGAUUUCCUGCAGCCCUGGCAGGGUUCCUGUCACCUGAUGUAAAAUGACACAGCGGCUGCAGAGUUUCCUGAAGGUUGCGACGACAAAUUCUAACCCUCAGCAUUAACUGGAGUCAGCAGUAUACUCUAUAGGAGAUUGCGCUUGGACGUAAGGGGGCUACAGCAAAUGCGCGUUUUGUAGACGGGUCUGGUGGGUUUUAGCAGGGGCAUGCUCCGUGGCUGGGCACACACAUUCACUGCCGGUACCAAGUGUAGAUGGGAUGGCUGGCUCCUGUGUGCUGAUUUGUGUGUAAACAGAGACCUGUCGGUUUCAUCUCUUGCAUCAAGGAUAUCACUGGUACCAGUGUGUGCUGAUAAUGAUAGCAGCUGUGGAAAGGGACAAGGCAGACCCAUAGGUGUGUACUACAGGCACACAUCUGCAGUGUGACAGUAAUUGUGGCCAACUCUGCCUGCAGCUCUGAAUCAGCCCGAUGUGCAGUGACUGCCCGAGGUGAGGUUGGCAGCUAAGAUGUAAGUGUAUAGUGUAUAUGCGGGUGUGAGCUAUGAGGGUUUUUUUUUGUUGUUAAUUAAAAACAUGUAAAUAUCA
Molecule: messenger RNA, 6799 nt
Organism: Pseudophryne corroboree (corroboree frog)
Lineage: Eukaryota; Metazoa; Chordata; Amphibia; Anura; Myobatrachidae
Gene: ARAP3
Product: ArfGAP with RhoGAP domain, ankyrin repeat and PH domain 3
Exons: 35
Coding region: 526-5856 (1776 amino acids)
Biological process (GO): signal transduction; positive regulation of GTPase activity
Cellular component (GO): cytoplasm
Molecular function (GO): protein binding; GTPase activator activity; phosphatidylinositol-3,4,5-trisphosphate binding
Source: RefSeq, a predicted model, not a curated record